UGAAACAGAAACCGAUCUCGUCGCUCUUUCUCUAGAUGAUGAUAGCUCGAUCUCUAUCCCGUUCACUUUCUCUAUCUAACGGCCGUUUCGCCGCCGGGUCAUCCUCUCUUCUCCCUUCGUCACAACUUGUUUCAUUCCGAUCUCAAUCGUCCGAUCGUCGGGGAGAUCUGUACGAGAUUGAUACCUCCGCGGCUUCGCAAUCGCCGUCGGAUCCUUUAAUACAGAAGCUAGAGGACGCCGUUCACCGGAUAUUUGUGCGCCGAGCUCAACCUGAUUGGCUUCCUUUUGUUCCUGGUGCGUCUUAUUGGGUCCCGCCUCCUGGAUCUGGAUCUCAGUCUCAUGGAAUAGCUCAGCUCGUUGUGAAACUCGCGAAUCCGUUAACCCACGAAGAAUCUUUAUCUACCAAUUCUUCUCAUGGAUGGCCUUCCUCCGAUUAUUUCCUUAAAGGUGUACAACCUCAAUUGAUGGAGAUCAAGACCGAGGCAGCUUCAAAUACUGAGUCUCACUCCGAGGACGAGGAAGCGUAAAUUGACACUACUCGUUUGGGCUCUUCAGGAUCUGUAGAUUGUCAAGAUUACGAGCUGCCAAGACGACCAAGAGCAAGUGCAAAGACGUGAAAUAGACACCAUAUUUCUAUACCUGAUCCCGAAAUGUGGAAUAUCGAAUAAGAGUAGUUGUUGUAGGCUUGUAGCAUGUCCCUCUGUUUCUCUUUUUCACAGUUGUUGUAUAUAUCUCUGUUUCCUUGCUCUUUCACUUAUUUAACAAAGAGUUUAUGUUAAU
Molecule: messenger RNA, 780 nt
Organism: Arabidopsis arenosa
Lineage: Eukaryota; Viridiplantae; Streptophyta; Magnoliopsida; Brassicales; Brassicaceae
Source: the annotation of a GenBank genome assembly